Molecule: messenger RNA, 3378 nt
Organism: Acanthaster planci (crown-of-thorns starfish)
Lineage: Eukaryota; Metazoa; Echinodermata; Asteroidea; Valvatida; Acanthasteridae
Molecular function (GO): DNA-binding transcription factor activity
Source: RefSeq, a predicted model, not a curated record
UGCAUCCAUUUUGCAUCGCAAUCAUCUUCAAGCAAGUUAGUCUCAAACGUAUCGGCGAAAAGGCGCCAGAAAUUUCUGCACGGUAAACAUGGCAGAAGGACUGCGGUUCUUAGCGCAAAUGUCGGACGAGAAUGCCCACUUGUUGACGCAGGAAAGCACAAAUUUGGAUUCCGGACAGGAUGAACAAGCAAUGAUGAAAGUAACGCCAACCACCGACCACGAUUACCUGGAAGGUGCCGGUGGAAAACAGCAGCAUGAGCCGCGGCUGGACAUCGUCAAUGUAAUGACCACGCCGGCAGUGCCCGUUGGCCCAACAGUUGCUGUGUCUUCGUCUCCGCUGACACCGCUUCAAAACCAGCCCAAAGACGCGAACGAUGUGGCAGAUGUCAAACUGGAUAAGCCCUGGAACAAGAUAGGAACCUGGACCAGCACUUACAAGGGCUGCUUCACGACAAACGAAGAGCUGGAGCAAGUUAUUAAGUUGUACACGGAAGGAACCGACAGCCGGUGGGUGGUGAGCUCAAAGGAUAGACUCUUUGGAUCAACUGACAUCAAGCUCAGUAGGUUCAAGUUGUUCUGGAGGGCCAGGGGUCAGGAGGAUGACCGAAAGGCAGCUUUCCCCGAUUACGAUGGCAUUCCUUUCAUCAUGGUCGGCCGUAAGUUCUGGGGUUGUCACCUGGGACGAGACAAGUGUCGCUCGGGAAAGAUCAAGUAUCGCACGAAAAUGCAAGAAAAGAGCCAGGAGAGCGAAUCGAGCAAUUGGCCCAUCACCCGGUCCUCCAAGAAACUUGGCUGUCCAGCCGUCAUCAGCACCGUUCACGUCUUGAAGUUCCACGAGUAUCCAAUCUCGCAAUCGAUGACCGAGUUCCGCCGCAAACAGUUGCUGAAGCGACUUAGGCAGUCGCUCUUGUCCAAGCACAGCAUCGUCAAGGCGGAGCAGCGGUUCUACGUUCACCUGGCCCAGCCCGACGAGCACCUCCACGACCGCGUCAGCUCGAAAGGAUUGCAGGAUGGCGCGUGCUAUGCUAUGUCCGGCAAGGUCGAGCGGAGUUUCGUCUACAGAAUCACUGAGCUGCACCAUGCUGGCAUGUUCAGAUUAUGUGAAGUCAGUCGCAUGCUGGAUUCCUAUCGCAAAGAGCUGUACAAAGAUGAAGAGCCUCCUUCCCAGGACCUGGUCCCUGAGCUCUACCCCAAUCACAACCUCAUUCAUUAUGUCAUCUCCCAUGCCGUCAAGGUGACGGCCCUGCUGGAGAUGGACCUGGGCCACGGCCACCGGCUGGUCAGCGGCUGGCAGGCGGACCACCCUGACGACAGCUGGUACUACCAACCUUUUGCCUCCAGCGGACCCAUCCGGCGGGCCAAAAACAAGCAGGACCGCCUGCUGGCGGGCCACUACCCAGACCUGUCACAGACAUUCCUCUUCUGCUGCCAGCGUGCCGCCCAGCGCCGCCUGCUGGCCGCCUAUGGCACGGUCUGCCUCCUGGACAGCCCCCGGGGCAAGACGCUGAUGCCCACUUACUUCCUGCAGGUGCGGACCCACGCUGGCUACCAGCUGGUGGGCACGGUCCUCAUGCAGUACUGGAGCAGCCAGGCACUGGUGGACGCUCUGCAGGUUGUGAGAGACUGGAACCCAGACUGGCAGCCCCAGGCCAUGCUGGUCGACUUGAUCGAAGAGGAAGUUGAAGCCCUUCAGAAGCUCUUUCCAGAAUGCAACUUUUACAUCUCCUCCGUUCACCGGGAGCUGGCGUGGCUGGACUACCUGAACGCCGGCGAGGGGGAGGACCGCAGCUCCGACUCCGCCCUCCUGGAUUCCCUGGUCUACGCCCGGACCGAGGAGGAACUCAGUGAGGCGCUGACCAAGCUGCGAGAGAGCCCCCUGUGGGCCGAGAACCACCGACUGCGACACUGGAUGACCGUCCGAUGGCUGCCACACAUCAAGAUGUGGUCGUACGCCUUCAUCAGCAAGGAGAUCCUAGUCACCAUGUGUGCCAAUGAGGGGCUGACCAGACUGCGGGAAGCCCUGAUCUAUGAUUGGCUGGGGUCCGUCCGCAGCCGGACGCUCAGCGAGCUGCUGACCAGCCUGGUCAUGGAAGAGAUGCCCAAGUUGUACGACAGCUACUGUGAAGAGAAUCAGACGAUGGCUACCUCUAACCGCUACCAGUACUGUACCGGCCUGCCGGUCUACAUCAGACAUCAGCCAGUGCCUGCCCGGGCGCACAUCAACGAACUGAUCUCGUCGCUACCCUCGAUGAAGGUCAACCAGCAGGGGGAAGGGCAGUUCCUGGUCAGGAGGGAGGACAACGACUUUGAGCACAGCGUCUACUUUGGCAGCGAGACCGAGUACCCGUCCUGCGACUGCUGGGCCUGGCUGACGGGCCUGGACAUCUGCGAGCACUUCUGCGCCGUCUUCAAGGAGUGCGCUGACUGGCAUUGGUGCCAGCUGUCGCCGCUCUACACGGGGAAUCUCAUCUUCGCGCUGGACUCGGCUAUACUGGAGGUCCUGCCGCGUGAGGUGCCACGAUGCAGCGGCAGCGGCGGCGGCAGCCACGGCAGCCAAAACAACCCAGUCGAGUAUGGGGAAUGCGUGCAGGUGUCCAUGGACGACUUUGGGGCCCAGGAGGUGCUUGGGAUGGAGGCCAGCGAGAGUGAAGGAGAGGAGGACACCGGGAGCCUUGUGGGCUCCACCUGGCAGCUGGACCGCAAACAGACCACCUGCAAGCAGCUGCUGGACCAGCUCAGCCACCUGACGGAGCAGACCAAGGACCCCGAGGACGUGGACUACAUGACCAACAACCUUUUGCUGCUGCUCAGACAGAUGCAAGGGAAGAGAAACGACGCCAGCCCCACCAGGCAGACUCGUGGCAGGAAGAGACAGCGGAGUGGAAAGGCAAAGUAACCGAGAAUGAACGGAGGAACGCUGCAUGCCCCGUAGAUCUGGCGAAUCCUUAAAUACUGAUGUAGGAAGACGUAAUAGUUGCAGCUGACCUCAAAAGACAAUUUGGGGAAAAAAAACACUGAAAUAAGGCACAAGAAAUUCAACAGAAGACACGGAAACCAUAACAACUUGUACAUGUAUCGUGCUCAGUAUUGGCCAAACUUGAGUGUUCCACGAGGCAAAGAAGCUCUGUACCUAAAUAAUGGCAGAUCUCCCAUCAAGAUAAGAAGCGGAGAGAGGAAGUGCACAGUAAAUUGUUUUUGUUAGCAAAGUAGGGGUUUUUUGAAGGAGGGAUCUUUGGUGAAUGCAACACCCUGCAUUGUGGCCUUUUAUAAGCCAUUUGUGACCCGUCACCACACAAUGAGCUGAAAAGUCAGAAUUUUCAAAAAACCGAGAUAUUGGUACUUUUUGAAUUCAGCAGAAAGAGAGCUUUCCAAUGGAAU